AUGACGAUCUGUACUUAUAACGCACGUACGCUUGCAUCGGAAGCGGCCAUCGAAGAUCUGAUUAUGAAAUCCAAGAAAAUUAAGUACGACAUCAUCGGACUGACCGAGACGAGACGAAAUGCCGUAUACGAAACUGGAGAAGUACUGUUUUUAGGAACAUGCGACAGCAGAGGUGUUGGUGGAGUUGGCGUCCUCAUCAACACGAGUAUGGCAAAGAACAUCGACUCUUUCGAACAACUUAGGACCCGAAUCGGACGUCUGCAGAUGAGAAGAUGUGGUCCAACACCAGCUUUGACUAUCUUCGUCGCUUACACUCCAACAUCAAGCUACGACGAAAAAGAAGUCGAAGCUUUCUACAUGGACCUGGAGAAGUUCUACCGAGAAGAUCAUGCCUUCUACAAGGUCAUAAUUGGCGAUUUCAACGCCAAAAUUGGCCCAAAAAGAACGCCGGAGGAACUUCACAUCGGGACCCACGGCCUUCAAUGGAAUGACCAGGGGGAGAGGCUCUCCUACUUCAUCAUGACGACUAAGACCAUCCUUGGGAACUCGCAAUUCCAGAAGCCGUCCUCUCUACGGUGGACGUGGGAGUCACCCGGUGGAGGGUACCGUAAUGAAAUAGACCACAUCAUCGUCAAUAAAAGGUUCUGCCUGACGGACGUCGCUGUUGUACCAAAGUUCUAUACCGGAUCGGACCAUCGCCUCCUCCGAGGAAGAUUUUCCUUCACAAGGAGAGCAGAGAGAGCCGCCAAGUUCAGAUGGAGAAAUCCCAGGACUAUCAUCAACUGGGAUCUCUUCGCAACGUUAGCCGGCUUUUGGGAAGAUUCCGCAAUGGACAACAUCGACAAAGAAUAUGACCGGCUCGUUGAACACCUUCACAAUUGCACGAAGAAGGCUAAGAGUUUUAAAACCACCAAGAGACGCCUGUCACUUGAAACGUGGAGCUGCACGAGCCGCAGGAAGACCUUAAAAAGAGAAGAGCAGAAGUGCUGGCUGAAGCUGCAGAGGCGGGGAAAAGCAUCUGCCCGUGGAGACUUCGCCAGUCGCAAGACGAGUGUGACUGCUCUCCGCAACCCAAAGUUAACAACCAUUGCAUCGAAAAGGGGAAUGGAGAAAAUCAUCUACGACUUCUACUCUGAUCUCCGGCAAGGUUCUUUACACAUUACCUGUUGGAAUGCAAGGUUCCUAAACAGUGGAAGACCAGCAAGACCUCGUUGUUGUAUAAAAAAGGAGCUCCACAUGACAUCAGCAACUAUCGCCCAGUCUGCUUACUGUCCUUCAUCUAAAGGCUCUCUACGAGAGCGAUCCUUAAUAGGAUUGAAAGUCUUGGAUGAAGAACAGCCGUGCGAGGAAGCAGGAUUUCGAAAAGGAUUCAGCACGAUUGACCACAUUCACACUGUUUCGAAACUCAUCGAAGUAUCACGAGAGUACAAGAUGCCGCUCUGUCUCACCUUCAUCGACUUGAAGAAGGCCUUCGACUCAGUUGAGAUGGAAGCGGUCGUGGAAGCCUUGGACAACCAAGGCGUCCCUACUCAGUACAUAAAGGUACUUCGACAGUUGUACAGUAACUUCACGACCGGGAUUUCGCCAUUCUACAAGAAUAUCAUCAUUGAAGUGAAGAGGGACGUCCGACAGGAUGAUACAAUCUCACUAAAAAUAUUCACAGCCACACUCGAGAACGCGAUGCUAAAGUUGGAAUGGGACGACAUGGGGGUGAAGGUUGAAGGUCCACAGCUACACCAUUUGCUGAUGACAUCGUAUUGA
Messenger RNA from Necator americanus (New World hookworm), 1761 nucleotides. RefSeq lists its product as uncharacterized. Gene Ontology annotation, molecular function: catalytic activity. The record is from RefSeq and is a predicted model, not a curated record. NCBI's taxonomy places the organism in Eukaryota, Metazoa, Nematoda, Chromadorea, Rhabditida, Ancylostomatidae. Bases 1 to 1761 code for a protein of 586 amino acids. The transcript has 2 exons.